Molecule: messenger RNA, 3078 nt
Organism: Penaeus vannamei (Pacific white shrimp)
Lineage: Eukaryota; Metazoa; Arthropoda; Malacostraca; Decapoda; Penaeidae
Source: RefSeq, a predicted model, not a curated record
AUGGUACUGGCAGCGAGGCCUCGACACCACCUGGCUCUCCACAGGCUGAACGUGCUGGUACUGCAGCAGUAACUUCCGAACCAAGUGGAGUGGAAGCUCUGAAGAGACGUGCUUCUCUAGCCAAUCUGUACAGAGGUCCAGGAGGAGUUGAACUUGGCAAGGACGUUCUCAAUAACAUCACAACAUUCAGACGAAAGCAAAAGAAGGGUACAAUUGAUGUAUGGUGGCUUUAUGAUGAUGGUGGUUUGACUCUCCUGCUGCCUUACAUCCUCACAACAAGAUCACAGUGGUCUAACUGCAACCUGCGUGUCUUUGCUUUGGCCAACCGUAAAGAUGAACUUGACAUGGAACAGAGAAGCAUGGCAAACCUGCUGGCCAAGUUCCGUAUUGACUACAGUGAUGUGAUUGUCAUUCCUGAUGUUGCCAAGAAGGCAGCUGAAUCUUCUAGAAUGGAGUUUGACCAGUUGAUUGAAGACUUCAAAGCCAAGAGCAAUGUUGAAAUUGACAAGGAAAAUGAAGGUGUUGUGAUCAGUGAAGCAGAACUUCUUGGUCAGCGAGAGAAGACUAAUCGCCAUGUGCGCUUGCGUGAACUCCUCCUCGAGAACUCUAGAGAUGCUUCUCUUGUCGUGAUGACCUUACCCAUGCCCCGCAAGAACUCUGUUUCCGCACCAUUGUACAUGGCUUGGUUGGAAACACUGACUCGCGACAUGCCACCGUUCCUCCUCAUACGUGGCAACCAGACCUCAGUGCUUACCUUCUAUUCUUAGGAAAAAAGACAAAAAGGAUUCUGUGUUUUGUACAUGCAGUGUGGAAUAGACAAGUUUUUUAGAUCUUUAAGCUAUUGUGUUUUCUUUUUGUUAUGAAACAAAGAAAGAGGAGAAUAGCGUGCACAAUGUAUAGGUGAUGUUUAAAGAUUUUUUUUUUUUUCUUCUUAAGGAAAAACCAUUAUUGAUUCAUGCCAGAUGUAGAAUAUAUGUGCAUCUUGUCUAUGAAUUAUUUUUUAAGACUAUCAUUCCACAGUUUGGAACUUGAAAGAAGUUUGGAGAGUUUUAUCAAUCAAAAUCUGAUUAUUGUCCUUAUACCAAGCAAUAACAAUUAAAUGUCAAUAGGUUGUUCAAAAUAAAUUUAUUCUGUAAUUUACCUCAUCAUACACAAAGUAGGUAUAAUAUUCUUUAUCCUACAUAUCUAUAGGUUGGCAUGUAUAUGUGCCAAUUGCUGUUUUACGUAACCUAUUUUAUUUAUUUUGCCAUUAUCCUUACAGUAUUUACCAACAGUUGUAGAGAUUUUGUGUGUAAAAUUUAUACUUGAUAUAUUAUAAUAAUUUAAUGUCAUGAUGGUUCCACAUUUUUUAAUACUUUUUACGUUACCUUUUAUUUCAUAUUGUGUAAUUCAUUUAUAGUCAUAUUAAUAUGGUGUAAACUGUCAGUAAAGUGAUAUCUUUUCCAUAGGUUUUCUCCAUGGAAUUUAUUUUAUCUUUACAUGUACAUCUUCCUUUGCAGUAAUUUUUUUCAAUGAUUAUUUAUGCUUAGUGAUAUUUGUAUGUGACUUAUGGCAGAAUCAGUAAUGCAUUUACACCUACAUUAAUAUCUACGACUACAGAAUCUUCAUUUAGCUUGUCUCGGUAUUUCAAAACAUUUGGGUUUUUAUAUCUUGGAGUUUUUAGUUUUAGUAUAAAGUUUUGUAUCAUUCCAUGUUCAGUACAUUAGUGUGUUAAAGUUAUGGUUAAAGUGAUUUUCCCCAUUUAUAUACUCAAAAGUGAAUGUAUAGUGCUUGUAGUUCCUGACAUAUAUAUAAUUAAAUUUAGGUUUAAUAAGGGAAUAAUGGGAUUUUUACAUCAUAUAAUAAACUUUUAAAACCAUCUUUUUAUAAAGUUUUUAUUUUAUUUUAUUUUUUUAUUUGUUUGAGGUCAGUUGCUGAGUAGGAAAACAAUUUAAAGAUGCUGAAUAGGCAAAAUUUGCAUCUGUUAUGUCUCAUAUUUGACUAUCUCUUUUUUUUUCACAUUCAUUCCUCAUAAUGAAGAGUUUAGUCAUGUUUUAUACAUUCCAGAGUGGUUACCUACCAAUAUAUAAUAUAAUCAGACCAUUAACUACUGUAAAUGUUUAAAGAAGUCCCUUUAUUUCCAUUCGAUAUCUAGCUCAUCAAAUAUUUUAUGUAUAAAAUGAUUAGGAAAGAUGGCUAUCAUUUUUGUUAAUGUUUUUUAGUUGCUAAAUAUUAGGAAAUAAACAGAUGAAUUAAUAUUCAAAUAGGACAAAGUGUGAAUGGAAAAGGUAAAGAAUCAAAUAACUAGAUUUUUUAUCUUGAUAGUAAUUAAUUUUGCAUAUUGUCCCGGUGCCUUUUGACUGUGAUUUUUGUAAAACUUUUUUUUUUUUUUUUUUUUUCUUAUAUUAUUAAUUGUCAGAUUCAUUCGACUUGCUCGGCAUCGAAAUGAAUAAUUUAGGAAAACCCAAAAGCAAUCCACUUAUGGAAUGUUUGUAAAUAGAAUAAUUAUGGCACUAAAAGAUGAGAAUAUUUUGUGAUAAAUCUGACAAUAUUAAAAAAUGAAAUUGUAAGUAAGCAAUGCUAUAUUAAAUGCCCCAUUUUGGGGGAUAAUGUACAUAUGGAAAAUGCACAACAAUUAGUUGUAUUUAUUGAGUGGAUUAUACGAUUAUAUGCAAUGCUUGGAAACUUGCUGAGGUUUGUGUGGCAGAGCAAUUUUUUUUUUACCUUGAAGUAAAAUCUUAUUAAAGGUAAAGAUGAAAUUUUUGUCUCAUAUUUCACAAGGAAUUUGACCUCUGAGAAGUAUGUUUAUAAUUAGAAUUGAAAUAAAACUAUGCUGUUCACAUUAGUCAUUGCACUAAUGUUACAAGGAUGCACAAGAACUGCAAAGCUCAAAUGUAUUUACAGAAUGUCUGAUUAUAAAAUGGCAAGUUUCAGAAAAAUUAUGUUUAUAGCACUCUGGUAAUGUAUAUGUAAAAUAGUUCUUAAACAACACUGAACAAGAUUUUUGUAAUAUUUGCAUUUGAUGGGUAUAAGUUGUUGGUAUUAAACUAACAUGUUACAUAAAUUUUAUUUUUGAAAAAAUAAAAUUUUACUCUGGUA